Pseudomyrmex gracilis is the source of this 8548-nucleotide messenger RNA. RefSeq names its product nephrin-like. Gene Ontology annotation, molecular function: protein binding. The transcript has 17 exons. The record is from RefSeq and is a predicted model, not a curated record. NCBI's taxonomy places the organism in Eukaryota, Metazoa, Arthropoda, Insecta, Hymenoptera, Formicidae. Bases 908 to 3949 code for a protein of 1013 amino acids.
UCUUUAUCCUUUUCACGGUUGGUCGGACGGAAAGUCACCCUCGAACAACCAACUGCCAAUCGGCGCGUUGUUUAUCGUCCCGUUCUCCGAAGGUAAUCUCCUCAGACUAUUUGGACGCGUUGGGAACGUCGGAGCGAGUGCUGCUCGCGCGCUCGGACACUUUAUAUUUUAAUAUCGCGACACUUUGCGAGAGGGUUGACGCGCGAAAGUUGCGAUCAAAAUUUGACGAAUCGCGAACGAUGCGAAGAUCGCAACGAGGAGAUUUCGAGAAUUGACAAGCUCACCCGUGCGCGCGUUAUUCGUAUUCGCAACAAGUUGCGAGAGAGACUUUUUCCGCACCGAUUCUUUUUCGCGUUUUUCUCGUUCGCGAGUGUGUGUCUCUCGUUCCUUGUAAUACGUGUGUGGUUCGUGAUCGGAAGACUCAAACGCGGUUGAUGUUACUGUGAAAAAGAAGCCGAGAGAAACGGGAGAGGAUCGCUUCUCUCUCUCUCUCGCUCUCUCUCUCUCUCUCCUUCAGUGAUGGCAUCUGUAUCUUGGAACGUAAAACGGACUGUACUCACGAACGAUCGCGUUCGAAGGGCAUGUCGCGUGCCGUGAUCUUCGUAGAUCUCUUCUUCCGAGGAUAUCUGACGUUUAGGUUUGACGAGGGAAGAACUCACGGCGAAUGAGGAGAGUUGGCGGAAGGGCAAGUUCGGCGAUGAGAGUUUGAGUCGGCGGAAAAGUGCUUUCAAGAGUGCCCGGGCCCCUGCUUCUUCCGUCAACUACGAGAGAGAGAGUGGAAGACGACGUGGGAGAGAGAGGUAAAGAGUGCGCUGUAAAAAAGGAAGCGGAGUGCGGGACGAGUGUGUCGCUGACACGAGUGACGCGACGUGACGUGACGUGACGUGACGUCGUCGGGGGCGUCGAGAUGCAUCGUGAUGAGAUGGUCGCCCCUCUCGGAUCCGUCGCGACGCUCGUCGCGCUUCUCCUCUGCGUCUCCAGCAGCUGCCACGCCAGGAUAACCAAUCAGGAGAUCGUGACAAUGACAGAUGCGGAAGCGGUGGCAGGCGGAAUUGCUCAGCUACCGUGCGACGUGAAACCGCCGCUCCCGGGGGACAGGCUGCACCUAGUUAUUUGGUACAAGGAGGAGUCGGAUGCGCCGAUAUACAGUUUCGACACGAGAGGGAGCGACACUCUGGAGCAGGGAAACCAUUGGCAGGCGAAAUCUCUGGAAAGACGCGCGUUCUUUAAAUAUGGCGAGUUGCCCGCGAAGCUCGCCCUGGAACAUGUUCGCGAAAACGACGCGGCUGUUUACAGAUGCAGAGUCGACUUCAAGCAGUCGCCGACGCGCAACAGCAAAGUCAAUCUAACGGUCAUCAUACCGCCGGAGCAGCUUAGCAUAUUGGACGGAGACGAGGGGCCUCAUAUUCCCGAUUACAAACUCGGCCCGUACAGCGAGGGAGCGUCUCUCAAUCUCACGUGUGUCGCCGCCGGUGGGCGACCGCAACCACGAGUGACAUGGUGGCACGAGAAUGCUUUGCUCGACGACAGUUACGAGACCGUCGGCGCUAAAAGGGUUCGCAAUGUGCUGCGAUUGGAAAAGUUAGGCCGCGAGCAUUUGCAUGCGGUUCUGACCUGUCAAGCCUCGAACAACAAUAUGGUGGCGCCAAUAUCGAGUUCGGUGUCGCUCGAUAUGAAGUUAAAACCGCUCUGGGUUCGGAUUCGAGGAGAAAACCGUCCAUUUAGCGCCGGCAAGCCCUACGAGAUAGUUUGCGAGGUUGUCGGAGCCAGGCCGAGACCGAGGAUCAUAUGGUCCAAAGGGAACACGAUACUGCGAAAUGCGCGGGAGAUGACGAGCCGCGACGACGAUAACACAACAACCAGCACCCUCACAUUUGAGCCGAGUAUCGAAGACGCCGGAAAGUUCCUCUACUGUCGCGCCAGCGUGCCAGAUAUUCCGGACUCGGAGAAGGAGGACGCAUGGCAGCUCAAUAUAUAUCACGCGCCUGUGGUUACCCUCGAGCUUGGCAGCAAUUUGAAUUCGAGCGCUAUUCGGGAGGGUAUCGACGUUUACUUCGAGUGCAACAUCAAGUCCAAUCCCUGGGUUUACAAGGUUUCCUGGCGCCAUAACGGCAAUCCUCUGUAUCACAAUCCCGCGACCGGAACGAUAAUAAGUAAUCAGAGUCUGGUGCUGCAAAGCGUCACUCGCAGCAGAGCUGGGAUUUACACGUGCAUCGGCAAUAAUCAGGAGGGCGACGGCGAGAGUAAUCAACUGAACUUGGACAUAAAGUUUGUGCCGGUAUGCCAACACGGUCAGACCAAGGUAUUCGGCGUGGCGCGGCAGGAGACCGCGAACAUCCCCUGCGAGCUGGAGGCGAACCCGCCGGAAGUAUCGUUCACCUGGAAAUUCAAUAAUACAAUGGAGGCGGUGGACAUACCUCAGGCGCACGUCACGAGCGAGCAUACACGCUCGAUAGCCUCCUACACACCGAUGACCGAGCUGGAUUACGGCAGCCUCCUUUGCUGGGGCAGCAACGACCAGGGCACUCAGCUCGAGCCCUGCGUUUACCAUAUCGUGCCUGCCGGUCGGCCGGAUACGCCGCACAACUGCUCCUUGCUGAAUCAAACGACCGAUUCGAUUUACGUGGAGUGCAUCGAGGGCUUCGACGGCGGCAUGCCACAGAAAUUCACCAUGCAGGUGAAUCGCGAGCCAGGAUCCGGCAAGGCCGGCGCCACCGUUUACAAUCAGACCAACAAGGUGCCGAUCUUCUCCGUCAGCAAUUUGGAUCCCGGCACCACCUACGAGGUCUUCAUUUACUCCACCAACGCCAAAGGUCGCAGCGAGACCGUGCGAUUUCGCGCCACCACCCUAAAUCUCCCUGAGAGACGAACAGCAGGUGAGAGGCUGGCGCAACCACCCUCGCCGGAGAAUUGCACGAUCCGUGAGGAGAGCCGGACGACCGUGCGUGUCAGCUGCGCCGAGAGCGAGUACUUCGACGCGAACACCGCCACCUACGUGCUGCAGGUCUUUGACGCCAACACCAGGCGGUUGCUGGCGUCCGCGACCAGCCUGACGCCGAGCAUGCUCGAGGUGACGAAUCUGCCAACCGAGAGGAGCCAGUCGGGUCUGGUGCUGUCCCUCAGGAUCAUGACGGCGCACGCGAUGAGCGACGCCACGGUCAUCCACAGUCCGCAUUUUGUACAGGAGGGUAAUACCUCGGAGCACCAACAUUACCCAGCCCUGACGCCGGUUAUGCUGUCACUGUCGGGCCCGCUGCUGGGCGCCGUGGUCGGCGCCACGGCGGGGCUGCUGCUCGUGAUCUUCGUGAUCGUUCUCGCUGUCAAGCUGCGCUAUCGACCCCGAUCUCAGGAGGACUCUCACGACGACGGCGGCAUGGCAAAUCUGGCGGCGUCGGGUACCGGCGCCUCGUCCCCGCGUGACAAAUCGUCGACCUUGCCCCUCAGCACCGAUAGCAUCGAGAGCUUCGAGAAGAAUCCCGACAUAAUACCGCACGCGAACGAGAACUCGUACGCAGAACUGUGCAAAGGAACAUCGCCACGAUACGUGCUGCAACAGUCACGUCCGGACACGAGUACUUUUGUGGCGGCGAAUAACGUGUCCGAGUUAACGUACGCCGAAUUAACGCUGAAUCGGGGAAACCGGCGAAUACCCCCGAACUGCUACCAGCCCGUACAAAUCUCGAGCAUCCAGCGGCCCCAGCUGCUGCCCAUGUCUACCUUGACGCGCAGACAGCCGAUCCAGGAGCCGACGAUUUACGCGCAAGUCGCCAGUCAUUCUAAACCGAUUUACGUGCCACCCCCGCACCCGUACAUGAAUCGUCCCAGCGACGAAACUACGGCGGAAACGCCAUUGAUUGGACACGACAAUAAGAUCCCCACGAUCAGCCAUUCGGGCAGCUCAAUCUGGCGUACCGACGCGCCGCCUUCCUCGAACGCGCCAACGACAUGAUUCCAGCAAGCUGCGUCGUAACUCACGAUUCCAUUUCGCUCCUGAACGUCUCUUAAUGUACCCAUCCCUCGUUCGAGAAAGAAAACAAAAAAAUCUACACAUCGAUCCGCACACAUACACACACACACACACACACAUACACUCACACACGUAAAGUGUUGUUAAGCGAGGUGUUCUUCGAGAAGGAGACGUGUCGCGGCCCCCCAUCAGCCGGUAAUAGAAAAAAAAAUUUGUUAGACUACGAGUGUUAAAUAGAGGAUUCGUUCGACGAUGAAAGUAAUUAAUGAAAUCGCGCGGAGUAUAUAUAUGUAUACAAUAUUAGGAGAUUAUGCGCUUAACCGAAUGAUUUGUGAUAGCGGUUGGUCGGAGCCGGAGAAUGGAUUGAACCGUUUUUCAGCCGUCCGUAAAAUCCGAAGCGUGCAUACGUACGUGCAAGCGUUGUUGUUUCGAAUUCGAAAUAGCGUCUAACCCGUUCCCGUUCCCGGUCGAAAUCGAAAAUUCGAGAGGAUUUUACCUUAUCGAGAGAUAGUGUUUCGCAAUAAUUAUCACAAUAGGGAAGAUGCAAAUUGUUUCGGCGCUACGGAGAACGGUGGAUCUCUCUUCAUUUUUUUUUUUUUUCAACUCGUAAUAUUCACGGCACUCAAUGUUGUUGUUGUUAUUUUUCAAUUCCCAAAUAACAGAGAAGAGAUAUGCGAUGCUGAUAUUACGCCGGAAUUAAUGUUAAUAUCUCAAGGGUAUUUAUGCUCGCUUUAUUCUGUAUGACACGUCGAUAUCGCGAACCAUUGUGACGACACAAACGAAAAUCCGCGCGGCACAUAGCCUUUUGACCGUGUAUUAUUAAACGGAAAGUAUCAAAUUUCAAUCUCGCAAAUAUAUAUAUAUAUAUAUAUAUAUAUAUAUAUAUAUAUGUAUAUACUUUGAUAUAUUCGACGCUUAAUUUCAACGAGUGCGCGUAAUUGCGAGUUGAAAAUCGAAAUAACGACUUGCGCAACGCCUCUGCGUGUAAAUCAAAGAAACAGUCGGUGAAUUUGCGAACGAAACGAUUUAGUGUGAUUGGUAUAGAAAUAAAGUCGCGCGCGCGAUUGUUGUUUUUCGUGUAAUUUCGACACGUUCUCUCUACAACGGUAGAGUGUUGUCACAGAAGAAAUUUCGUUUUGUUCGCGACAUUUAACCGCGAGUCAAUUUACAUACAACACACACAUAAGCGAUUGUUUGAAUAAUAAACAACUUCCCCGAUCGUCUCGUUUCCGAUUGUUAUUGCGUUAUUUACAAAAUUCUCGAAUACAAAAAACCAUAAGAUUUGAUAAAGAGUUUUUUACAUAAGGAAUACAAAAAUAUUUCUAUAUAUCAAAUUGUUUUCAUUUUCGAAAACAAAACGUGUGUGUUCGAAAAGAUAAUUCCAAAAUUUUUACAAACCGAAAAUCCUUUGAGUAUACGACAAUUUUCUCGAGCGAUUAAUUAAGUUUGUAUUAACUAAGUUAUUAUAUUAACUAAGUUAUUAUAGUCAAGUACAUAUACACAGAAUAUGUCAUAUAUGUUAUGUAUAUUCUGUAAAAAGUAGACGGUUUAAAGGAGAGUCGCAAUUUACCUCGGGGAAAAAUCACGUAAAUCACUGAUAUUGGAAAUCUCUUUGCGAUAACCGAGUUUGUUUUUUGUUACUUAUUACUACUGAUGAGAAACGCACGCAACAAAAAGAAGUGCAGGAUUAAAUUCCAAUAACGAACAUCUGCUCCGCAUUUUAUGAUUUCGUAAUAAGUUCUUUUACGUUGUGUGCGGAGCGAUAUGUUAAUUUGGAUUAUUACACGAGCGAAAAAAAAAAAAAAACAAAGCGAACAACUUCGCCCGAAUUAUCUUAGAAACAUUUUGGACCCGUCUACUUUUCCAGAGCGCUGCCAUAUUUCGAAAUAAAUAAAAUAAAAAAAAAAAUAAAAAAACACGCGAUGUACGAGCUUUAACGUUGUGGUAACGGGAAGAAUGCCUUCUUUUUCACUUCGGUUCUUAUAGUUACCCGCUACAUACUUGUGUAGUAUCACUUAGAGUAGGCCGUUUUAUUUAGAACGACGUAUUAUAGACGAGUUAUUACCCCCGGUAGAGCAGAGUAUAGACAGAAGAUUGUGAGAAGAUAGAGAAAUGAAGGGGGAAAAACAAAAGCGCGCGAAGCGUUCUGAGGAUCGCGAUCGAUCGUCGACGUGAGGAAUUCUUGCAAGACUGGGUCUCACGAGAAGCUUGUGAAGAAGUGAACGAGAGAGAGAUAUGAGAGCUUUACAUCACACCGAGCGAUCACGUCGAAUGAUGAUGACCGUAAAAGAAAAUCCUCGCGAGAGCCUUUUGUCACGCGCGACUCUUUCGAAGAAACUGACGGAAAGGCGCGCGCGCGCGCAGAUUUCAUGCGCAUAGAGUGCCAUAACAAAGAGACGGGUUUGUUUUUCACUCGAGGGUUUGUCGAAUUACAGUCUUGUUCGAGAAAUUUAUAUGUUUGUAAUAAUCAAAAUUGUUACUUGUUUCGGAAAGUGUGCGUAGCUGAAUUCUAAUUUAGAUUUAUAUGUAAUAUAUAUAUAUAUAUACUCUUGAAAACAACUAUAAACUAAUUUUACAAUAAAUAAGAACUUUAAAUGUGUUGAGUAUAGCGAAUUAUAUUUGUUGCUUAAUUUUCCGCCCGUCUCUCCAGCGUACGAGUUCACGAGACAAAUGAGAAUGAUGAAAGGAAAGCGUGUAAUUGAGGAAAAAUAUAAGAAUCGCGUUCGUUCACACCUUUUUUCCCCACUUGUUCGCAUUCUUCUAUUGGUUUUAUGAGCCAAAUCAAUAUCGAGAGACUUACAUCACUCUCAUUCGACGAUGAACUCGUAAACAAUUGCUGCGCGAAAGCAACUGUUGUUCGAACGAAUUCGAUAUUGUUGUUGUAUAGUGUAACGACCACGACUUGUUUUAUCGGAGAAAAACAAAAAAAAACAAAAAAAAAAAAACGAAAACGUCGCUUGAAACGCGUCGGUUUUUAGAUUGUAAUAAACAAUUAUUGCGUUUUAAUUAGCUAAAUUAUUCUUCUUUCGUGUUACAAGGUCACGGCAAUGUUCGCGAGUUCAGUAGGAAUUUUGCUGGUUCAUCCGCGAGAAAAAAGAUGUAAAAAAAAAAAAAGAAGCAAGAGUUUUUGAAUCUCUGACAGGUUUCUCAGAGGUUUAUUAAGAUCUUGCGGUUUUGUUUCUUUUGUUGUCUCGCGUAGCAAAUUCGAAUAACGAUAAUUUGCGAGCAAUUUUCACGUUGCAUUUUUUUUUCCACACUCGUAUGCGAUAUAUUAUAAACGCGGAUAUUGAACUUCGUUUGCGAGUAAAAUUCUAAUUGUUAUUAUCUUGAGAUCACUUUUCUCCCGAAAUAGUAAGUAAUAAUAACGCACUAUCGAUUAAACAAAUUCGCUGUAUUCGCUCAAUGUCUCAAACUAUACGAUGUAGAUGUUAGAGGAAUCAGAAAUCUUACAUUCAUCAGAAUGCAGGACAUUACGAGAAACAAAGUGAUAUGAGAAAAAACUCCCCCUUCCUUGUCGUCUACUCUUGCUGUUGUACACAUUACUGUUGUAUAUAAAAGUUCACAUUAUCAGAAAAACAAAAUGUUUUAAAAUAUCUGUAUUUAUGAUUUAUCGCCUUCUCUUGCGAAGCACUUUAGUAUAAAGAAAACGAACGAUUUCUCCUUUUCAACGCACUUAAAACGAGAAAUCUCUGUACAUAGAACUUUCUUCCUUCGUAUAUAUACAUAUAGUAUAUAUAUAUAUAUAUACACAUUUAUAUAUGUGUUCUGACGUAUAUGAGCUUUCUGGUUCACUUUAAACGACGAGAUUAUUGUCCUUUUGAUAAGAUCAACGAUCGAAUAUGUUCGAGUGAGCUCGAGACGAUGAGCUCUAUUUGUAAUCUAAAUUUUAAAAUACUUUGUAAGUUAUUAAACGAUAUAGAGAGCGAGAAGUUUUCGCGAAGUCGCUCACGCACUCGAUGUCGAAUUAUUUACUCGAACUCGUUAAAUCGCAUCAAUGUUUCACGUUUCCGCACAACGUGCGCAUCGUUUCCUUAAUAUACAUAUUCAUGAAUAAGUUUCCAAACGUGUAACGGCAAAAUUGAAGCAAAACGAAAUGUACGACUUUUUUGCGACUCGAAUAUAUUUAUGUGCUUUUUAUCAACUUUUUAAAUAUUGAUUUUGAGAAAUUAUCCCAUUCCUUGACUAACAAACAUGAAUAAUAUUUAGAAACAAUACACAUGGCGCGCGAAAUGUCAAAAACCGAUGCGGUUUAAUGCGUUAAACUGCGUGCGUGCGUGCGUGCGUGUGUGUGUGUGUGUGUGUGCAUCGAGUGUUUUAUGUGAGCGGCGAUUAUUAAAUAAUAAAGAGAUAAUGUGGAAUAAAGACAGAGAGUGGCGGUUAGCUGUGCGCCAAAAUCAGAGAAAUUCCGUAUUUUGUCAGAUAAUUAUAAAUUAUCUAAUUAUUGCCAGUGUAAUAUAAAACUUUGAUAUUGUAUUGUUAGUAUGCAUCGUGGGUAUUACAGAGAAUGGAAUUUAAAUAUAAAAUAUACAUUACAAUACCGAGCAUACGCAUAUGUAUACACGAGUGUUUGUGUAAAGAAUA